This is a messenger RNA of Oncorhynchus gorbuscha (pink salmon), 4367 nucleotides long. Its product is annotated as ephrin-B3-like. The record is from RefSeq and is a predicted model, not a curated record. The coding region runs from base 1116 to 2123 and encodes 335 amino acids. Gene Ontology annotation, molecular function: ephrin receptor binding. The transcript is spliced from 5 exons. Gene Ontology annotation, biological process: axon guidance; ephrin receptor signaling pathway. Gene Ontology annotation, cellular component: plasma membrane. NCBI's taxonomy places the organism in Eukaryota, Metazoa, Chordata, Actinopteri, Salmoniformes, Salmonidae.
CACUGUCGGCAUUAGACAAUCCGAAGUCGACCCGUCGCUGCCAUAAUGGCGAAAGGAGGAUAUGCAUCAUGUGUGAAGUUGUUCCGAUUCGUGUGUUAUACUGAUUAGAGGGCAUGUUUCAUUUGGGUAUGUCAUCAGUUUGGGUGGUGAUAAUAGUAAGGGGGGUCUCCCAGAGCUACACUCUGGGACACAAGUAGUCUUGCAUAGCAUGGGCUACUGCACUCCAUCUCUAUACCUAGCUACUCUAUCAGUGUGCAGCAUAGUACGAGGUUGAGAGAGGAUGCAACGAACAUAAAGCAGUAUAGUGAACAUUAGAGACCUCAGGAAACUGGCUUUGAUCAAAACGAGUUAAUCGAGGUGCAUUAUGUUUAAUAUGGCAAUAUUCAGUGACUCCUUGUCCUUUUUGAAGUUUGACCUAAGUUUGACUUGAUAUUUUGCCAAGGUUGUGCCAUAAUAGCGGAAAGGAUAAAUGACGGAUAGAAUGGGCAUUUUUUUGUGUGCGCUAAAACGCAGAAGGCAUAACAAUGGAGAAAGCGGGAAAAUCCUUAAUGCGUUAAGCGUUCAAGUGCUGCAACAAGCGCACAGCGUAUAGGCGAUCAACUUGGGUCAGCGAAUGAUUUUUUAUACAACAUUGGACUAGGCUGUAUGAGUCAGGGACAUUUGAGCAAGCAAACCAGUGCAUCUGCGUGGCAAGGUAGGCAAUGGCACUUUGCCAAUGAAGAUAAACGCCCGCUAUCCAAAAUUACGCUUCCAAAGUGGUAGAAUGCGGUUACUCCGAUAUUCGCGACCUUCAACGCAUUUGCAUUUGUCUGGAGAGGUGACAUUAGGAGAUAUGAUAGAUAUAGGCUUUGCCAUGCAAUAAUGUCCAUAAUUGCUGGACACAUUUUAAACCAGAAAGCUGAAUAUUGCCACUAAUGCACUUUAACCCCAAGAGGUAUCUCUAACCACAUUCCAACUACUCUGAAUGUUGUCUGAUUGAUUUUUGGGACGUUUUUUCUUAUGCGGUUUCCGAAGUCGCACAAUAGCUGUGCGCUUCCAGGGAUUUCGUGAACUUCGUUCGCAGUCUCCAAACGAUUCUUUGUCUGAAUCGAUUCCCCGUCACUUUUUGGGGUAAAAUGGCAGGAGAGAGCCGAGGAGCAGGGAUGGCUUUGGCGUUUUGGGACUGCUGUAAUGGCUUGGGAUUUAUUUUAAUUUUUAUUGUGGAUCUACUGGGAAUAGCUGCAGGUAACAUGGAACCUAUUUACUGGAAUACGUUGAACAAGAGGUUCCAGGAUGACAGGGGGUAUGUGUUGUACCCCCAGAUAGGAGAUCGUCUGGACCUGAUCUGCCCAGCCUCCAACCCCCCAGGCCCCCGAUCCCCCAGUGAGUAUGAGUACUACAAGCUGUACCUGGUGUCCAUGCGCGAGCAGGCCGACCGCUGUGAGGUGAUGGGCGCGCCCAACCUGCUGCUCACCUGUGACAAGCCCAACAGUGACAUGCGCUUCACCAUCAAGUUCCAGGAGUUCUCCCCCAACCUGUGGGGACACGAGUUCAAGACCCUGACGGACUACUACAUCAUAGCUACCUCUGAUGGGACGAGGCAGGGGCUGGACAGCACGAGAGGAGGAGUGUGUGUGACACGAGGGAUGAAGGUGAUUCUCAAAGUGGGACAGAAUGCAUAUGGCCUCCCACCCAAACCCAAACCAGACUCAAACCGCUUCCACCCCAAAGGGAACGGUACCACGCCCAAGGCUGGUGGAGAGGGCGAGGGGAACAACCCUUUACCUUCCUCUAACGUGGCGGUGAUCACUGGAGCGGCAGGGGGCGGAGCCUUCCUCCUCAUCGUGACGUCUGUCGUCUGUGUGGUGUGUUACCGCUGGCGACAGAACAAGCACUCUGAGACCCAUCACCCCACCCUGACCCUGGCCACCCUGACCCCCAAGAGGGGCAGCAACAACGGGGCCGGCUCCUCCGCCGGAGGAAACAACGGCUCGGAGCCCAGUGACAUCAUCAUCCCGCUGCGGACUUCAGACCAGGCUUACUGCCCGCAUUACGAGAAGGUGAGCGGGGACUACGGUCACCCCGUCUACAUCGUCCAGGAGAUGCCCCCCCAGAGCCCAGCCAACAUCUACUACAAAGUAUGAGGGAGACAUCUAGACGGCCCAGCUGGCAUAGACGCAGUAUCCACAAAUAGACUGCUGUUUUCAACGUAGAAAUCCAACUGUCCCUCUAGCUCCCUCCACACCCUUAUCCUCCCACCUCCCUCUCUAUGACUGACUGUCGGGAUGGCUGCCCUCACCCUCCUGCCCUAUGGACUGUACUGUACAGUGGCCUGCCUCUGUGGAUGGAUGGGGGGGGUGGUGUAUUGGUUGGGGUAGGACCUCUUCCCUGCUUUGCACCCUAUGAUUGGGUCCAUGAGGCCUGGACAUGAGGGCCGUUAAACUGAUGGACUCACAGUGGCAGCGGCUCAGUGUCGCCUCUCACUCAAAGUGAGAGCUGACACUAGAUAUGACAUGUCAAAACUUUUCAAAUGGUUAGUCUGUGUGUGUGUGUGUGUAUAUUUGCGUGAGUGAACGUGUUUUUGUGUGCGUGCGCAUGUACGCACAAGCAGUACAUCUGCUCGUGUGUGGUGCGUGAUAACUUUUGUUUUCGGGGUAUGUCAGUCUUAAAACCAAAACCACACGAGCAAAUAUCAAAGCCAGAUUUCUACCCACGGUCAUCCUUUACAGAUGACAUAAUAUAAUGAUUUCCUAACUCGUUUGUAGAUAUUUCAGUUCAGAUUUCUGUUAGGCACUGUUUUCUUGUCAGUGUUGUAUGUUCUCUGUUUUGGAGUCUAGAUGAGAUCUAGGUACUGGUAUUUAGGAUUGUGUUUUGUGUUCGUCUUCGAAAUGAAGGAUCUACUCUUCCUUUAUCCCAUCCUCUCACUCUACAAUGCCUUAGCAUUGAAAUAGUUCACUUUUCUGUAUAUAAAGUUUCACAGAGGAAGGAGGAGAACAGCACAAAGAGGUGUACUCAAGAAGAGGAAGAGUAUUGGCAACGUGUUUGAACAGACGAACCCACAAACACUGUGAUUCUCCCAUACUGUACACACAGCUACACACACACACACACACACACACACACACACACACACACACACACACACACACACACACACACACAGCUACAGAAACCUUUAACCCCACUGUAUUGUUUAUGUUGCUCCUCUGUGACUGGUGAAAGUGUCUUUUUUCGAGACAAAUGAUCUGCUUGGUUUUGUGGCAGCUGCAGUCUCUUUUCAUUCCCCACAAUGCAUUGGUAGCUGAUGACCAACGGUUGGCUGGCUGAGGAGAGGAAUGCAGCAAAGUAAAGAAAGCGAAAAGGUCAGAGGUCAUCGUUGAAAUGCCACAGACGAUAGUCAACAUGUAUAGCACCAUGGUGGACCAUCUACGGGACCGUUUCAACACAAUGUGCACAUAGCAAAGUGCUACGGAGGAAAUGUCUUACACGCUGGCUUUAAAAACGCAGUCCUCGAGUCUCAGGACCACACCUCAUACACAGAAAUUGAUGUAUCGUUUCAUGUUUUCAUACAAACUAAUGGAUUCCUAUUGUCGUUUUUAUGGAGUGUGAUGACUUCUAGGAUGUUGAGGUCUGUAGUCAGAGUGUUGGAGGAAGUGUGAUCGGGAAACAUCACAGGUCAGUCCAGCUCCGGCUGAGUCUGACGCCUCUCGGGGUCUGACGCCUCUCUGGGUCUGACACCUCUCUGGGUCUGACACCUCUCUGGGUCAUUUCAUCACUCUGGGACAUUCUGGACCUCAUACUUACAUCACAACUCUUCGACAACAUUGGACUCUGAUUGAAGCAACAGCACACUACCUGAGACACGGCGGCAGACGCCUCUGAUAAGAAAGUGAUUUUCUGGGUGCUAGAAUAAACAUGUCCUGUCCUUGUGUACCUUUCAAGACAUUCUGCUUUUAGUUCUCUACCAGGGACCAGCUGGACUUAAGGCCAGUGCAAUUCUGUGUCCCAUUCUAUCGUAUUCUGUGUACCAUUUGCCAUAGUGUUUCAUUUGUCUUUCUCAACUACUAUUUUCCACUCAGUCAUUUUGUGCCAAUAACCCCGUCCAGAGGAGGGGGCCCUGCUUUUCAGAACUGAGGAGAGAUGGAUCAGGUGUUGGUGAGACAAGGGAUGAGACGAUGGUUUGAUGUGGUAGGCAGAUGGUUAUAAGGAGACCUUUUUGAGAUCGAUGAGACUGAAUGUUGAGACUUUGCAGGACACUAUAAGAUGGUUUAGGUUGCCUCCCCAGGGUCUCUGCUCUCCUGUUCCUUCCCAAUCACCUCUUUCCAGACGUACAUUCCAGUUUUGGGGGCGGGGGGGGGAUUACAUAAAAACCUAAGUAUGUUAUAAAA